Psilocybe cubensis is the source of this 2097-nucleotide messenger RNA. RefSeq lists its product as uncharacterized. The record is from RefSeq and is a predicted model, not a curated record. NCBI's taxonomy places the organism in Eukaryota, Fungi, Basidiomycota, Agaricomycetes, Agaricales, Agrocybaceae. Bases 1 to 2097 code for a protein of 698 amino acids. The transcript has a single exon.
AUGAUAAAACCAACCUCCUUCCGGCUACUGCUCUUGGUCGCAAUAUUCUUCUCGCCUGUAUUUGCAGGCCUGAAUGUUUUAACGUCUUAUCCACCAGGAGACGUCUUCAGCUUCAGUAAUCAACCACAUAAUCAGUAUCUUGCUGAAUCCCAAAUUGCAUUUUCAACACUCAUCGACCCUCCGCUGCCUGAAGAUUUCACAUCGAAUCUUGAACCCGCAACAAGUUUGUGGUUAGAUGGUCUGAUCACUGUUGAGUCUCUUAAACGGAAAUUCAAUCUCUAUUCUACUGUGGACGACGUAUGGAAUCCCAACUUCGCCCAAAAUCUCUUCAUAUCUGUUCACAGCCAAACCCGACGGACAGUAGAAUUGGUGCCGGAGGUGUAUGAUUGGUUGAAAUCACAAGGAGUUUCGCGAAUUUUCCUUCCAAAAUCGAUUAAACGACCGUCGCGGGAUGUCAUUUCAUCCCACACAAUUUCCGAAACAAUUUUUCCAGGUCCCUUUGUUCUCUCGGCACAUGAGCAAUCUUCUUCGGAAGUGCUGCUUCACAAUGUGUACAAGUUGUACCUGGAUGAAUAUGAAGCCUUUCUGUUUGGUGCAAUACCUGACCUUGCGGGAGGCGGAUGGAUUCUUACUAAUAUCACCAGUAACCUUCUUUCAGACGACGGUGUCUCAAAUACGCAGCUCAUCCCUGUUCCUUCACGGGUGAGAAUGGUGGACUCUAAAAGUCCUCUUGCUGGUACCCGCUUCGGGUUGAAAGACAUAUUUGAUGCGCAAGGAUUGCCUACAGCGGCUGGGUCAAUAGCAUACGCACAAACACACCCCAUUCCAAACGAAACUGCACCAUCUAUCACCAAGCUUCUGGCGCUCGGCGCGACGAUGGUCGGCAAAACGCGAACAUCGCAAUUCGCGCAUGGCGCAAAUCCAUGGGAAUUUGUUGACGUGCCAUAUUCAUGGAAUCCACGCGGGGACGGGCAUUUGACUGCGUCUGCUUCAAGCUCGGGCAGCGCAUGCGCCAUCGCCGGCUAUAACUGGUUAGAGUUCACUGUCGGGAGCGAUACAAGAGGGAGUGUCAGGAAACCAGCCGCGCUCACGGGCGUGUAUGGCAUCCGACCGUCUCAUGGAAGCCUAGAUCUAUCAGGAGUAGUACCUCUUUCAGAAGAAAUGGAUACGGCUGGCUUUUUUGCACGUCAUCCACUCAUAUUUUACGAGAUCGCAACUCGGUGGUACGGUGUUCCCCUUACUACUUAUAUAAUAAUUGUAUUGACUCAAGGAUACAGGUAUGUGGAUUCACCGGUGGCGAGUAAUCAAGCUAUUUCACGCUUUCCUUCGAAGUUGUUAUAUCCGAUAGAUCAUUACCCUGUUAAAAGCAAAAGCGGUCAAAUUCUGGUAGACGGUUUUAUUUCGACCUUGACCCGGCUCCUCGGCAUCAAUGUAAUGCCUGUCAACUUUACGGAAGUCCUAAUACCAUACUUUCCUAAUGGCAGUUUUCCUGCCUUCCAGCAGGCAUCGAAUAAAUUGGCCGAAUACCGAUCCUGGGUGGAUGUUGGUAGCCCAACGACACAAGAAUUUUUGUUGCGAUUUGGGAGCUUGCCUGUCUUUGACCCUAUCCCGCAGAAAAUGUUCGCCCGUGCUAAGCAAAUCACAGCGGACGACUUUGCCAAGGCCGUGGCGCUCAAGCGCGCGUUCAGCGACGCUCUUGCAAAAGACAUUUUCAAGUAUGACGAGGAGUCGUGUUCGGACUCGAUAUUUAUGUACGACGCGGCUACAGGUGGAGUUCCAUCUUACCGUGUUGAAGAUUUCAAUCACCUUGCCGGGGCGACGCCGUUCUUACUGACUGCAGCUGGCGGUGACAACCCGGCCUCUGCUGCGUCUGAUUUCUUCAACUUUCUUGCCUCGAUGGGCGAAUUACCUGAAGUGACCGUGCCCAUCGGCCAGGUGGAUUAUUUUAGCCCUUUAAGCAGGACGUGGGAGCCCAUCCCUAUUGCAGUACAGUUGGUAUCGCGCAAGGGCUGUGAUAAGAUGCUUUUGGAACUUGUUCGACAACUGGCUGAGGCGGGGGUGGUGCGGCCUGUACAGGUGGGGCGAUCAAUUUUCUGA